UCGCUAGUUUCCCCUGACUUGAGCGCCGCUUGUGUAAUUUCUCUGUUAUGUGACAUUCAGACAACAGAAACACGUUCACGGCGGAGAAGCAGCUUCACCUCCAAGUCUCUAAACGUCGCAGUAAAAAAGAGGGUUAAAAUGCUGUCGUCUGUCGUUGCGAAAAGACUGGUGACCGGGGUGUGUCAGGCAGCCUGGAGACCAGCCGUCACAGGGCUGGUAUCUUCUCGUGGUUACCGCGGAGACGCGCCGGAUGACACCAGAGGCGACCUGAUUGAGAUCCCUCUGCCUCCGUGGGAGGAGAAGGCGGACGAGCCCACCGACAUCAAGAGACGCCGACUUCUCUAUGAGAGCCGCAAGAGGGGCAUGUUGGAGAACUGCAUCCUGCUCAGCCUAUUUGCGAAGCGAUACCUGAACACGAUGAGUGAGAACCAGCUGCAGCAGUACGACAGACUGAUAAAUGAACCGAGCAACGACUGGGACAUCUACUACUGGGCGACAGAAGCUCAGCCCACACCUGACGUCUACCAGGGAGAAGUCAUGGACAUGCUGAAGGAGUUCACAAAGAACCGGAACCACGAGCAGAGGCUGGACGCUCCCAGCUUGGAGUACCUGGAUAAGGAAAGCCAAUGAGGCGCACGGCCCGUCUGGACCUUCACAGAGACUCAGUUAAGGCGGAGCACUGAGUGAAUAUCAGUGUCUUAUCCCCUCCAGACGUCAGCUGUGUUUCUCUGGCUGUACACGGCAAAAUGUACAAAAUAUUUGGAGCACUUUGCUUAUACGAUACUGUCCACCUGCUUCUGUUCUCAUAUUGUAGCCAUAGCGGCCACAAGCGCAGGGAGAAGAAGAUUUGUGGACAAUUCAAGGGACAGUGUUAUGAAUAUUUUGCAUUCAUUGCAUUGUAAAUGUGUGAUUUAAGACUGUAAAUUAAAGCUGCUCAAUGUGCGUGAUGCUGGUUUUCAUUAAUGGAUACAGUUAUUUUCCUGUGCCUAUUUCAGACAUGAGGCGUAAUUUAAUAAACAUUGAUCCUCA
This is a messenger RNA of Lates calcarifer (barramundi perch), 1029 nucleotides long. It is a transcript of the gene sdhaf2, whose product is annotated as succinate dehydrogenase complex assembly factor 2. Gene Ontology annotation, biological process: mitochondrial electron transport, succinate to ubiquinone; mitochondrial respiratory chain complex II assembly; tricarboxylic acid cycle. The transcript is spliced from 4 exons. NCBI's taxonomy places the organism in Eukaryota, Metazoa, Chordata, Actinopteri, Centropomidae. The record is from RefSeq and is a predicted model, not a curated record. The coding region runs from base 139 to 630 and encodes 163 amino acids. Gene Ontology annotation, cellular component: mitochondrion.